GAGAACCAUCAUACUCUCGUACUCUCGUACAAGUAUGAUAUGAUACUCAAGCGCAUAUAUCGUACCGUACCGUACGGUACUGUGGAUGGUUGCACAUAAACUUGGGAAACAUUCCCCAAGACUCUCCAAUGCUGGAAACCCCACGGCGAGGAGUUGCGGCAUUCACUCGGAAAAUGCAAGUCAAGUGUUGUCAGCUGAAGGGUCGAGUGGGGAAUUGGCGGAGGGGUUGAGUCUAAAAUAUUCCAAAUUUAGAAAUAGUAUACAGACAGCAACCAACCCCUGGCAGAAAAAUUGGCUCGAACCGACUUCCCUUUCCCACCUCCUCCAGUUGCGUUGCUCCCGCAAUAAUUCAAAACAACCCAUCAGAACGCUCCUCCCAUUGAGCCGAACGGCCUUUGUGUGUUUUCCCGCCCUUCGUUCUCAACCCUCGUUUAUUUAUUUUCCGCUCUUUACAUCUGAAGGCGUUCUGGUGUUCUUCAUCCCCCCCACUGUUUGUCAUCUUCAUCGCUUCUCCAUUCUUGAAACGCAGGGGGUAAGUUUAUCACCGUUGAGGCCCAUCUCCCUUGCCACAGCAUCCUCGUCACUCGUUCACUCACGAUUUCCUUCGACUCUCGACUCGGGUACGACCAAAAACCCCCCCGGAGAAAAAAAGAACACAGAACCCGCUACGAGAACAUAUUUGAAUAUGAGGAACGUACAGCUUUUAUUCUCUCUUAUUCUUUCGAUUGCUGCCUUCUCAGCAAGUGCCGAUCCAAGAGUAGCCGUCCCACAGGCGGGUGCCGUUGUACGUCGGGCGGAUGGUUGGUAUCCUUCAUGGUGAACAUUUUCUUCCCGCAUUAAUAGGUAUUGACAUUCUAUCCUCAACAGACCCAACCAAGACUACCGGUGGAUCAAAUGGUGCACCAACCGCUGGCGAAGGUGACCCAAUAGAAGGUGACGCAACGCCGACAGAGGAACCAAAGGAUCAAAAGACUGGGGAGAGUGGGAGCGCAAAGCCAUCCUCGACGAAGAGCAAGAAGAUAUCAUCUGAUGCCCAACCUGGCGGAGUCGUGAUGCAGACCCCGGCGUUGACCGAUGGCUACCAAAUCUACAAAAUUGGUCAACCCGUUACAUUCAAGUGGAAUUACACCAGUAUCCAAGCGUCGCCUACCGCCAUCAAUGUCGAAGCAUUUUGUACCGACGGUGCCACCUAUUUCAAUAUUGCCGCAAAUGUUUCUGCAGAUACCACUGAGGUCGUCUGGGAUACUGGGGAUUACCAGCAAACCGCUACGGCCAAGUUGCCAGUGUAAGUUGUUUGCACUCGCUAUUCCCCUCGGGAAUUGCUGACGUUUAAUGAUAGUGCUACAUAUACUCUCUGGGUGUAUGAUGCUUCAAAGGAUAGGACAGCGGUUCCAUCACCAGGUUACCUUUAUAGUUAUAACUCGCUCCAAUUUGGGAUGUACUUGCCUAAGGCUCCUGUCCCUCUCCAAGGUUACACUCGCAUUACCCUUUGGAAUUUUCUAGGGCGGGACUAAUAUUGGAUCGUAUAGAUUUCCGGUGCUCAGCUUGUGAUUUCAGUAGUGCUGGGCUUAAUGACCCCCGUACCGUUCGUGCAUUGCUUGGUAUGGGUUUGGUGACCGCUUUUACCUUUGUGUGGUUCAUUGCGGGUGUGCUAUAGUCUACAGAAGUGCUCGAUAUUCUCCCGCCAGAGCUCUCGAGCGAUGAUUUUGGCCAACCGAAGCAUUGUUUUCACUAAUACCAUUCUGUCCACCGUUGUGUCGAGCGAUACCAAAGGGUUUGUUGUCAGUUCUCUCCUCUUGGGCCUAUUUCCAUUUCCAUUAUUUGUUUUUUUGUAUUGCAUGAGCAUUGGGUACCAAUGAAUUUCCUUUCCAUCCACACAAGUGUUAUAUACCUAAUUUUUUUUAGUAAAUUUGUUUCAGGCAGCCGAGGGGACUUGGAAAAUGAGGAAAAACGUUGCUGAGGACGAGGCGCCCUCGUAAACUAUCUAUAAUGUGGGUUUGGAUGGUCGGGAGGGGGGUUUUUUUUUUUGCUUCUAUCUGUUUACUCCUUCCUGAUGCCGUAUGUUCAGAUCGAGGAGUGUUUGGGUGUUCUUUUUUUUUUUUUUUUUUUUCACCAUCUUUCUUCCCCCCCCACAUUUAUUUUUUUGUUGUUAAAUAUAUCAUUUGUUUGUUUUUCUUGAUGGAGUGAAAUGAUCAGAACAAUUGUAGCUGCCAUUUUGAGUCAAGACCCUUUAGUUGGCAAUUGGGUGUAUGAGCGAUACUGUACCAGUAGGGCUUGCUUGAUGGAGACAGAAGCUUUGCCGUAGCUUGUGCCCGUGGCUGGAUGAUAAUAGGGGCCAUACUGGUAUGGGAUCUGCGGCUUCGUACCGGUUUCAUGGUAUUACGAUUUCAUACUACAAGUAAUUGCCUCUGUGAACGUCACAGGUCCUUUACUAAAUUUACAUAAGUUCAUCGUACUCGCUGCUGUAGCUUACAGGUAACCAUAAUAACAAAAUGGUUAAAACAAAGAAAUAAGUUACAAGCAAUCUGAAUUUUAUCAGCCAGAUUUUUAAUUCUUAUCAAUCUUGAACUCUGUUAGAUCUAAUCUAAACUGGUGCUCUGAUAAUAUGAUAUGAUAUCAUACAAUAAUUACAAGUCUUGGCAAUAUUUCCGAAGUCGUGUUCUCGCGACCCCUAAACGCGUUGAAGUGCUCUAAAUUCAACGCGAGCUUUGCGGUGUUGCGGUUG
Molecule: messenger RNA, 2725 nt
Organism: Tuber aestivum (summer truffle)
Lineage: Eukaryota; Fungi; Ascomycota; Pezizomycetes; Pezizales; Tuberaceae
Source: the annotation of a GenBank genome assembly